Aspergillus saccharolyticus JOP 1030-1 is the source of this 2517-nucleotide messenger RNA. Its product is annotated as putative transcription regulator BDF1. The record is from RefSeq and is a predicted model, not a curated record. Bases 1 to 2517 code for a protein of 838 amino acids. Gene Ontology annotation, cellular component: chromatin; nucleus. The transcript has 3 exons. Gene Ontology annotation, biological process: chromatin remodeling; regulation of DNA-templated transcription. Lineage: Eukaryota; Fungi; Ascomycota; Eurotiomycetes; Eurotiales; Aspergillaceae.
AUGGCGACGCCGCCUCCAGAGGCCUCUUCUGUUGUCAAGGAGGAGAAGCCUCAACUGCCGCCGUCGCCCAAUGGAGUCUCGCCUGCUGGUGUCGAUCGCGCAAGUUCGCAGGAUGCUGUAGUCGGUGUCAAACUGGAUGCGCCGGUCAACGGCGCAGAGACACCCUCAGAAGUGGCAAAGUCCGCUGCUGUCAAUGGGCAUAGUGCCGAACCCAAUUCCGUCCCAAACGGCCUGUCUGCAGCCGCCUCUCCACCCAAGUCUCCCCUGCCGAGUACAGAUACACCCGCACAGCCAGCCGUCGCGUCCGAAAAUAAGGAAGCUUCCAACGUGGGUUCAGUUGCGACUGGCGGCGAAGAUAAGGCUAGUGCUAGUAACAGUACAUCUGUUACUGACAAGGCUACGGGUGCGGGUGCGGACACCCACAGUCCGAAAAACACACAGGCAUCACUGGAUACGUCAAAGCUAUCAACUGAUCGGUCCGAAGCCAAAGUGGAGAGCACUGCGCAGUCAUCACAGAACACUGGAUCCGUGAAAACAGAACUUCCCCACCAUCCUUCCAACAGCCCAUCCAAAAGUGAUACUGUCAAAUCUACCUCUGUGGUGCCACCUCUGACAAGUGUUGAUCAAGAGAUGCGUGACGCCCCAGCGGUUCCAGCUUCCCCGACGAAAAUCACGAGAGAGCGAGAGUCUGAUCAUGUUGACGAGCCCGCUGCUAAACGUACCAAGUUUGGCGGCGAAGGCGCGUCUGCCACGGAUUUUAAAGUUCCUAGCGCGCCCUCACCAGCUCCUGAAAGUCGCUCCGCCGUCUCGAGCAAUGGUUACAGCGGGAUCACUAAGGUUCAACACAAGUUCCUGCUCAAGUCGAUUCAAAGCCUGAAGCGCAUGCAUGACUCGCGCUUCUACAGAGAUCCUGUAGAUCCAAUCAAGCUGAACAUCCCUCAUUACCCACAAAUCAUCAAGCAACCGAUGGAUCUGGGGACCAUUGAGCAAAAACUCAAGAUGAAUGAUUAUAGAAGCGCUCAGGCUGUAAUCGAUGAUUUCAGAUUGAUGUGCCAAAACUCCUUAACCUUCAACGGCCCCGAUCACUUGGUUACAAUUGAAGGUCAGAGACUCAGAGGGACUUUUGAAAAGCAGAUGCACAAUCUACCUAGGCCUGAUGAGAUGGAAGAAAAGAAGCCGAAGAAACUCCCUCCCAAGACAUCGGCAGCCCGUCGAGAACCUCGGGCGGCGCCAAGUCCCAGUACGGCCCGUGCUACCGGCAACUCCCCUCAGUCCACCACCUUUGCUCUAGGUCCCGAAGGUCUUCCGCUGAUUCGUCGUGACUCUGCUGCUAAUGCAGAUGGUCGUCCUAAGCGCUCUAUCCAUCCUCCCAAGCGGGAUCUUCCAUACGCUGCAAAGCCAAAGAAGAAGAAGUAUCAAUGGGAGCUGCGCUUCUGCACCGAAGUAUGCGAGGAAAUGUACAAGCCGAAGCAUUUCAACUAUGCAGCACCUUUCUACUACCCUGUUGACCCAGUCGCCCUUAACAUCCCUACCUACCACAGUAUCAUCAAAAAACCGAUGGAUCUCUCUACUGUACAGGCCAAGUUGAAGGCCGGUCAGUACGAGAAUGCCAGGGAAUUUGAACUUGAUAUGCGCUUGAUCUUCAAAAACUGUUUCAAAUUCAACAUUCCCGGCGAUCCCACUUAUGUUGCCGGCCAGCGCCUAGAGGAGGUCUUCAACCAGAAAUGGGCACAAAAAACCCGUUAUCUCGAAACCCACGAACCGCACCCCGAGCACCAGAGUGCUGCCGAGUCGUCCGAAGAAGAGAGUGAGGAAGAGGCCGAGGAAAGCGACUAUGACGCCGAGAAGCUCAGUUUGCUGCAGAAGCAGAUGGAAGAAAUGUCUCGUCAAAUUGAGGCUAUAACCCAGAAGAAGAAAAAGACUCCUCCCGGCUCUAAGAAACUUAGCAAGUCUAAGCCUCCCAUCAAAAAAGAGGUCAAGAAACCUGGAAGUGUGGGUCUAAGCAGCGUCAAGAAAGACAAAAAGAUCAGUAACAAGAGUGCCAAGCCUGAGAAACAGCGCUGGGUCACCUACCAGGAAAAGCAGAUCAUUUCGAAUGGGAUCAGUAGUCUUCCGGACAAGAAGAUGCAGGAAGCGCUCAAGAUCAUUCAGAGCAACGUUCCUUCUCUUAAGGGUACACAAGAGACAGAGAUUGAGCUUGAUAUUGAUGAGCUUCCUAACGAGGUUCUCGUGCUGCUUCUUCGCUUUGUCAAAAAGAACGCCCCUCACGUUUUGGAGGAUGAGGAUAUUGCGACUCCUACUGUGGCGGCAUCAACUACGACCGCUGCUCCAAAGCCUAAGAAGAACAAACCUAUGAGCAAGUACGAGCAGGAGGCGCAGAUUAACAUGCUUGAAAGCAAUCUCUCCCGCUUCUCGCAGGGCGGCGGUGGCCGCUCGCCAGACCCGGUCCCCUCUGUUGAAGCCAAUGAGAGUAGUGAUGAUUCAGAAGAUGAUUCUGAGGAGAGCGAGGAGGAGUAA